CCAAAUAAAGUGUUAUUCAGCUACGUACUAAACAUUUAUGUUAUCUAUUUAUACGACAAGCUUCGCAUUUCCAUGUGUCAUCGUUGCGGAAAUAAUGCGACCUGAAGAUCAAAAAUAGCUGAGUGCGUUACCUGUGGACAGGCCGUAUACGAGUCGAACAUUGCUUCAACUUUGGUACACGUAUAUUUCGAUCACCUUCAUAUAUGAGAAAGUAAUUGAUAUAUAUGUGCUUAAAGUUUGAGAUAAUGUUCAACCCAUGACUUAGUCGUAUUUUCAACCGAUAGAGCUUGGGUCCAAAUACGAAUCUGUAGAGAUCUGUUAAUAGUAACAAUUUUAGCGCGAUCGGCAGACAUCUCCAGUGAAAGUAGGCGGCAAGACUCCAUCGAUAAAACUGAAUAAGUUUUGUUCAGAUCUAUCGUCGAGGAUAACAUUUCCUUUGCUAAAUUCUCCCUAAAUGUUCACCGAAGACAGAGCACUAUUGAUUGUUGUUGGAUCUAUCGAUUUUUACGAAUACCGUAUAUUAUAAUGAACUCUGUCAAACAGAAAAACAAUAUAUUUCGCAAUCAUUGCACAAAAAAUAUGAUCGUUUGCUAAAAGACGUUACCCAAGAAAAUUGUUUAAUAAUUUCGAAAUAGAUUCCUUCUGGUAACUCGUCAUAUUCUACUGAGCAAUUCAAAUUAAAACUCCUCUGUAACUUUUCUUGGAGAUGACAUGUGAGUUUUUCGAAAAAGACUCUUGGUCGAUCAAAGAUCUUUAAAGAGUUAAAUACGACUUUUUUCCGGAGCGACACGGUCGAGCAGCGAUGGAAUUUUCUUCAUAGAUUAACAUUUUAUUGAGCUACUCACCGAUGUCAUUAUCGUCGAUGUGGUCGAUUGAAGGUGACAUGCUUCUUGGCUCCUUCGAUUUGGUUGACACUGUUGUAGAGUGGUUAGCUUCUGAUAGAAGAACAGGAGUGUCUCCAUUCUUUCUCGGAAACGACCUGUUUCUUUGACGAUGGCCUUCAGAGCACAUUGUGCACAUGUCAUGACUGCCCAUGUUGGUGAAUGUGCACACUGGGCAGUCCCACUCACGAAGAUCGCUGUCUCUUUGGUAGGCAUUGCGAGCGUUGAUCGACAUAGGAUUGGUAACGUUGUACUGACGAUCGUUCUGAUGUUUCUUCUUGUCAAUAUUCUAAACUUAGUUAUGCAACAGUCACUUUUUAGGCUCAGAGUGUUGACAAAUACGUACAACUUCUCGUUGGCUUAAUAGAGCUGUCGUCACUGAAGGCUUACAUUCAUCUGGCGCUAAGUCAGUCAAGUCAAUACCGAGUGGGAGGGGAACUUUGAAGUCUGGUGAUAUGAAAGGCGUUUCUAUCUAAUAAGCAAAACAAAUGCUGCUAAAGGCUACUUUUAAAAAUCCAUUUUCUUUCUAUCCGAGGCAAAAACACUUUCGAUCGAAUGUUUUAGAAAACGAGGAAAAAACUUCAACAGAACGAUAAAGCGAAAUAUCUGUAGACUUUCGUUAUGUCAUGUGCCACUAAUUCAAUACAUAGAACGCUGGAAAUGUUUCUCAAGUUUUUCUCUCUCUCACUCUCUCUCUCUCUCUUGUACAAUAUGUAUUUUUCCCAGUUUUCCUAAGAGAUCUUCAGGUAGCUGAAAUAUACUAUAUAUAGUUGUUAAUUUACUGAAUAAAGUGUGUGUAACAGUUACAUUCUUCUUUGGCUAUUAACCAUUGGAUGCAAAACGAUUCUGAAAGGAAUAACCUCACAUUGGUGCACUAGCCAAUUGUUUGUCAAUCCAAAAUCACAAACAAAUCAAGAACCCGUCAAAGAAAACUUGAUAUGGCAUCAAUCGCGGAUUUAGAGUCAAUUACUGGCGAUAAUAAUCAAGAAAUGUCAGAAUGGCUCAUUAGAUUUAAUAUAUUAUGUACAACAGCCAACAUUCCAGAUGAGGAACGAAAAUUAGCCUUACCAUUAUUUUUACGAUCUGAUACUGUGAUAAACUGGUUCAUUGAUACAGAUUUGGAUCAUUUAAGUUGA
Messenger RNA from Didymodactylos carnosus, 2017 nucleotides. The record is from the annotation of a GenBank genome assembly. Lineage: Eukaryota; Metazoa; Rotifera; Eurotatoria; Philodinida; Philodinidae.